CGCCGUCCCGGGCUUCUGCGUCUCCACCGAACCGCGCGCGAUUUGCGAGGUCGCAACGCGCGGCAACAACAACAACCAACAACAACAACAGCAACAACAACUGAGCGACAACGCCAAGCGAUAAGAGAGCCAAUUGUGCAAAUAGCCUCGAUGAAGAUGUUAAAGAUGCGCCCGAAGAACUAGCGGCCGUGGCUUCUUCCAAACAAGGAGACGGAGCCGACGGGCCUAGGCAGUCGAGCUCCGGAUUUGCACGGCUAUUGUGGAGCUGUUGAUUGUUGUUGUUAUUAUUGUUGUUGUUGUUUCGUGGUUGCGGCUUGAACGGGGAGGGGUGGUGGGAGGAGGAGGAGGAGGCGGCUCUGACGAGGAGUGCGGAGCCCGCAUGGAGGCGGGAGCGAGCAGGGGAGCAUCGCGGCUGGGAGCGCCCUCGGCGGAGAAGCUUCGCCUGGAGGGAGCGGUGUGACGAUGUCAGAAAUGGAGGAACACUACGACGGAGACAUGGACGGAGACACGUGGGAGGGGGCGAGCGUCAUCCGCGCCGCACAGCGAGCGGGAUAUGCGAUCAACGCUGAGAUGGACAACUCCUCCUCGCCAUCACUGUCGCCAAAAUACGAGCAAAAACCAGAGGACGACGACAUUGAGAAUAACAACGGGGAGGAGCUGGAGGUGGAGGAGGAGGAAGAGGAGGAUGAAGAGGACGAUGAGCAGCAGCAGAAGGCGGUGCACAUGUUCCGCUCACGCCCUAAGAUGCUCCCCUACAAGACGGUGUCGCGCUCCACCAACGAGCGCCCCUUCAAGUGCAAGGAGUCGCACUGCGGGAAGACCUUCGCCAGCAAGUACAAGUUGCGGCUGCAUGCGCGCAUCCACACGGGCGAGAAGCCCUACGUGUGCGACAUUUGCAGCAAGGGCUUCACGCAGGGCUACUAUCUGACGGUGCACAAGGCGACGCACAGUGGGCCGCCGCCUAAACCGUUCGUGUGCGACGUGUGCGACAAGACGUUCGCCAAGAAGCAAAAGCUCGUGCAGCACAAGCGGCAGCACACGGGCGAGCGGCCGUACGUGUGCGAGGUGUGCAAGAAGGGCUUCGUGUCAUCCAACUACCUGAUGGAGCACAAGGCGUGUCACUCGGACGUGAAGCGCUACGUCUGCGAGGUUUGCGGCAAGUCGUACAAGCACAAGCCUGCGCUGCGCGCGCACAAGCGCCUGCACUCCGACAACAACCCAUACAUCUGCAAGGAGUGCGGAAACAUCUAUGCGCGCAACGCUCAGCUCGUGGCGCACCUGCGCUCGCACACGGGCGAACGGCCCUUCCAGUGCGAGCUGUGCGGCAAGGCGUUCAUCCACCGCUGCUCGCUCACCAUGCACCUCAAGCGCCACUCGGGCGAGCGCAACUUCGUGUGCACGGACUGCGGCAUGGCGUUCCUCGACGCGUACACGCUCAAUGAGCACCGGCGUAUCCACACGGGCCAGAAGCCGUACGUGUGCGAGACGUGCGGCAAGGCGUUCCGUGUGCAGCAGUGCCUGCAGAAGCACCAGCGGCGACACUCGCGCAAGCGGCCCGCCAUGCCCAUGCCCGAGGCGACGCUGGAGUGCCCCGUGUGCGGCAAGACUUUCCGGCGCCUGUCGAACCUGCGGCUGCAUGAGACGGUGCACUCGGGCAGCAUGCCGCACUCGUGCGAGGUGUGCGGCAAGUCCUUCCUGCACCGCGCCUUCCUCAAGAAGCACGAGGAGAUCCACGAGCGUGAGCGCGAGUACCGCUGCGGCGAGUGCGGCCUCAUGUGCCUGGCGGCGGCAGCGCUCGCCGCGCACAGAGACACGCACAGCGCCCAUCACCCCUUCGUUUCAGUCAUGUCAGAUCCCGAGUUAACAGAUUUAUUCCAAAUGAAAUCCGAGGAAGAAGGAUUUGGCCUGGAUCAGGCUCCAAUGGAAGAUGAUGAAGACUUUGGCUUGGAUCACGCAGACGGGGAUGGGAUACCUGAUAUGGACAUGGCCGAUCGGCGCUACCGCAAGUACUCGGGAUCCUUUGUGCCGACAGACAGGCGUGCGAUGACUCCUGUGAGGCGCGGCUCGAUGGUCAUGGACGACGGGCCCAACCUUUCUCCUGAGAAGCCUCCCAAGGCUGAGAAGGCGCACAAGUGCACCGAAUGCGACCGUGCUUACGUGCAUCUCUCCUCGCUUCUAUCGCACAAGAAAAAGCACGAGCGCGCGGCUGAAGCCGCGGCAGCGGCGGCUGCGGCAGCUGCGACGGAGGAAGAGGAGACGCCCGCUGGCGACUCGGGAGCCGAGGCCCCAGGCUUCCGCUGCGAAGACUGCGGAAAGAGCUUCACGCGCGCCGCGUACCUGGCGAGCCACAGUCUGGAGCACGAGGCUGCGGCGGAGGAGGCCCGCUACCCAUGCGAGGUGUGCGACAAGUCGUACUCGCGGCGCGACAACCUGCGGAAGCACCAGCGGAUGCACGCGGCGCUGCACGGCUCGCCGCGGAAGGGCGGCCGCGGCGCAGGUUUCCUCGACAAGCUGUGCUUGAGCAACGCCGACGCGCCCAGCAGCCCGUCUUCACCGCAGCCGCCGUCGUCGCCGCUUUCGUUGCUGCCGCCGCCCCCACCACCCCCGCCACCGCCACCGCCAGAAUUCGAGUGCGAGGUGUGCGGCCGCUCGUUUCGCCGCAAGUCGCGGCUGCGCAGUCACCAGAAGCUACACAUGGCGGCGCUGUGAUGUGUGCGUGCGCGCUUGAUCUCUCCCAAGGUGACACGGAAUACAUGGGGAAAAUCUCCGGUGAGGCUCGGAGUGGAAGCUUUUAGGAAUUUACGAGUGUGUCACAGUUUGGCUGCUGUGAGAGAAAUUGGUGGUGGAUGCGAAAGGAUGAAAAUUGUGAAUCGGUGGUUUAAGCCAGAUCUGUUAUCAUUUUAUGAUGAUCAUGAUAAUGUGUUUAAGACAUUCGGCUGCAUAGAUUUCUGGUGGUUCGGUUAGGUGGUACAGCCAGCAAGUUUAUGACCCAUUGUGGUGGACGUUUUCAAUGACAGGCGUAAUGCGUGCGGUGGAGUUUGUUCUCUUGAAUGCUUGAGUUUUUUUCCCCAAGCACUGCGGUUUCCUCCCACACACUAAAUAACAAAGUACUUUUGAGCAGGAAUGAUCCAAUUCCAAGCAUUCUAUAAAAUAGUACUUUCAAACUUAGUCUUUUUGAGUAAUGAAUUUCGAAUUCUGUACGUUGCUCAAAAACCCACCACGCUCCUCCCAUCAUCUUUCAUUGCAAAAUAUACAAACGGUGCACUGUUGUGUGUGUUUGUGUACACACUUUGCGUUUGUGUUCGCAUUUGUACACAAACACACGUAUGUACGUACACAUACACCUGUAGAAACACUGGCACCCAACAGGGAGGGGACUGCAUUGCUACGUUUAUGAUUUCCACAAAAAGUAAAUCGAGGAAGUUGGUGAAACGCAGCAUGCAAUCUUGAUAACUCAAAGAUGGUCAUUUUGAAAGGAAUGACAAAAUCCUUUUAUGUUCCUGUUAUCAUUUCACUUAGCUAGGUUUUACUAUGAAUUGUUAAACACUUCACCCUCAUUAUAAAUUGUAAUGAAUUGCCAUGUCACACAUUUUGCAGGUAGCCGGAUGUUAAUUUCAUUGUCGCGAUGAUUUAACACUGACCUGCCAAUUGUUUACCCUCACGGGAAUUGCACACCAGUCGUGAUGUUUUGUUGUCUGUGUGUCUUUGUGUGCGUGCAUGGGUGCAUGUUUGUGGAAGUACGUGACUGCAUAAUUAGAGGAUCAUAGGUAAACCGAGCACCAAUGUGUCACAUUCCCAUCCACCUGGAUUAAAUAUCUUGACACGAGAUGCAUCAAUUACUGGAUUAUUGAUAGACUGGGAUGCUGCCACAGCGUAAUGGUCAGUACAGGUAGUCCUCUAUUUACGAUGGAGAUGCGUUACGACGACCCCAUCAUAAGUCGAAAAGAUCGUAAGUCGAAGAUGACCUCGCCUACCCAGGAGUCUUAAAGAAUGGUGAUAAUUUAGCAAAACAGUGACAUUUAUUGUGGUAACCUUGAAAUGAAAUUGCUAAAGCUACGUAUCAUACAUGCAUUGAACGUAUCGUAACGUAUCAUAUUGUACUGUACUCAUCAAGAUUCUGUCCGUCGUCUGCAUACUUGAACGAUGUUAGGUUGUUGAUGGCAAUUUUGUCGAAUCGCUAUCGCCAUCGUAAGAUCGAAAUAUCGUAAGUCGGACCAUCGUAACUCGGGGACUACCUGUACACAAGACUUGCAAUCCAGAUGUUGUCGGUUCAGUCUCCAGGUGUGACAAUUGAAAGAGUGGGCAAAUUUUCUUAUCCUGGCACUAGCCUCUCCUACGUUGACUCUGCCUUAAAAGUGAGGUGCCACCUUGUUGUACUAUUCAUCAUCAGCACUGGGGAGACAAUAGUGGCUGGGGCAUACGUGAUGCAGGUCAUACUGCUCAUCCGUGUACUGUGCCAGCCUUGAGAGGUGCUUGCGAACAUUAUUUGCCCUGACCAGACUAUGUAGGCCAGAAGGGGGGUGAUGUGUGUGUGUGUGGGAUGAGUGCGAUUGAUAAUUUACCCACUGGAAAGUAUGAGAAUGUUAUGCUGUUAAUUGUAUUAUUAGUGCAUGCGUGGGUGUUUUGACGCUGAUUAGCAGGUGCAUGUGUGACUUGCCCAAGAAUGAUUCACUUGAGCGUGGUCUCAUUGUAAAUGUCAAGGUUAGGCAUCAAUUUUACCUUGUGAAUUCUGUGGGCCAUGGGAAAACUGAAACUAAAUUUGACAGGGGCACACGUGAAUGCUCCCUCUUACUAACCGUGAUUACAUCUGGCUGCUCUUUCAUGCAGCUUGCAAAGUAUUGUGGGUAUUUCCCAGGAUACCCUGCAACCUAAACGCCUGUCAACUCGCCAGGCAUCUGUAACACUUGCGAAAAUACGUCAUUCUAAUCGGCAUUUGAUGCAAUUAUCAAGAUUGCACGUGUCGUUUUCACACCUAGUAAGGUUGGCGACUGGGACGACAUACAUCAGCCAUGAAAUUCGGCGUGGAAGUGAAAAGUCAACGUGAGUGCCAUGCCGAUCAGUGCUAUGGAUUAUAAAUGUGUUAUAAGUGGUUUCUAUUUGUUACGGAGUCCAAUGUGUGGUGUGCUUGAGUCUCAUAACGUCUUAACUGAGGGGCAAUGUCCCUUUUGUUGACUGGCACCAUCUCGUGACAGCAAAUCUGUCGCUUGCGUGUGGCUCGCUAUUGCCAAAGGAAUAGCUGGCUCAGGCAAAGAGAUGUGAUCGUGUAUGCAUACUUACAGCGUAUAGUUUGUGUGUUUUUAUGUAUGUAUGUGUAUUUACUGUAUAUGUAUGCAUGUGUGUACUGUAUAUGCAUUAUUUAUACUGUAUAUACACAUUGUACGUGUGUAGAAAUGUGUAUAUAUGUACAUUAUACAUAUAUAUUUACAAUAUAUGUGUGUGUGCAUAUAUAGUUGAUGCACAGUAUUUGCUUCACGCAUGGGUACACGUGCCCACAUUUUCAUCCCCUUUCAGAAAUGCGUGAAAGCUCUUUCGGUAGCACAAUGGGAUCACAUGUUUGUUACCAUUGUUUCUGCUCAAACAUGAGCAGUUUAGAGGUAGAGUGGGGUGACCUAAUACUGGUGCCCUGGGAAGUAGUUUCCCCACGGGAUGGGCAUGAAGCAGCUGCCCACUGAGGCUGAGGACUUCCAUCACUAAACGUGGGGAUGGAGUGGUGUUGCCCAGGCUGGUCCGGCCAUUCACUUAGCUGGUGAUCCGCAGAGGCGGAUUCAGCAAUUCAUGGAUGAAAUGAAAAAUAAUUCAUCAGAAUUUUGGCUGAUCAUGUUUGUCAAAUGUAAAAAAAAAGUGUACUUUUUUUUCUCUAUCUGGCCUCAUUUCUGAUGUUUAAGAUUGCAGUAUUUUUUGUGAGUUAAUUGCGACGGAUUAUUCGAUGACGUUUACGUGUAAACUGCGUUACGCUCGCAGGUCAGAGGACGUUGUAACUUGAAAAUGGUUUGGGUGGCAGUGUGGGCAGCGAGUCCUGAGCCGAACCAGACCUCCCUGCGCUUUGUGAUGCGUUUGAGUGCAUUUCGUGGAUAAUAAUAACGACGCUCCAAUGAAACAACCGUUAAGCCACAAUGCAUUGUGGGAGAGAAACACAAUACACUGCAUGCACACUUUGGCAUGCACGCACAAAAAAGUUACAUUGUCUUUUCCACUUGAUAUUUUUAUUAACUUUUAUACUUUAAACUUUUGGUAAUUUUUGUCCGUCCAAGCAGAGGUCCAUUUGCUUAUCUGUAAGGUUUUUUGUAUUUCUUUUGUGUGUACGAGUGCGUGCAUUGACAGUCAAGAAUGAGCAAGGCGCUAGUGAAAGCCUCGUGCUUUGUCAAUGAGUCAAUGGAUUGUGUCCAAGUAACCUUCCCCACCAUGGUGGAGUGUAACGCGAACUCAUACACACUUUGCAUGUGAAGUUAGUCAUGUUUUGGCUAAAAGGAGGUCAGGAUGGUAUUGUCACUACAACCCCAACAGCACCGCCACCAUCACUACUAAUACCACCUGCUCCAGUUCCAUGUACUGUACCUUAACACUAAUGGGGAACUUAACGCUAAUUCUAGAUUUGAAGUUUUCGUGACUGCAAGGAUCUAUACUCUUUGGUGCUUUCUUUAAUGCUAACCCUAUUCAUAACUUUAGCUCUAAACCCAGCCUAACACUAACCGUUGCAAUUGAAUCCUUAACCUAACUUUACUCUGUCUUUAAUUCAGAUUCUGUCUCCACUUUAACAUUUCCUAAACACUCAAUUGUAACCCUCAUCGUAACAUUAUCGUAUUCGGAAAAUCUUGCUCAGAUCGUUGUCAGGAACAGCAAAUUCCUCAACUAUGCUUUUGCUUUGGGACGAAAGAGAACUUCCUCCUUGUCCACAAAACAUGUGAACGUACGAACCUGUGUAUGUUUGUAUCACACAUCGAUGUCACCAAUGAAUGCCCCCUUCUCUGGAAUGAGCGUGGUGACGCUAUAAACUCUACAAACAUUGGUCAAACACUGAGAAGACUUGCAUUGGGGAGGAGUGCGAAACAGUUGUGUGGCAUAACACACUAAACAUCCAAACGCUAUUCCUGACCCUGAGCCAACCAGCCGUGAGUGUUAUCCCACUCACUGCCCCUAACCCUGGCCAACCAGACGUCAAUAAUAGCCCUCUCCAAGAACCGUGCGCCUUUUGGCGUCAUCUGGUCCAACCCAUGUGAGACUAGGCUCUAAGGAAAGCUGUCUCGGGUGUGGACCAAUCAACUUCAAGGACAGUGCACAUUAUCAGAGUUAUGUUUUUUGUUUGCAUUACGACUGCAGGUAUUGUGGUCUAUGUAAACAUGACUCCUUGUAAAAAAGGUGUCAGUUUUGUUGCCAGAUAGAAGGGUAAAAAAACAAUUAUAACCGUGGUUUUCUCUCGCAUGCAAUUUUAUGUACUCAUUGAGGAAUUGGACUAACAUUCCACCGUGGGACCCUCCCAAGGAAUCAUGUGACGCAGUGUGCCUUCACUGGAUACAAUUUCCGAGUAUAAAAGUCCCCGUUUUCCCAUGUUGGAAAACAACACCCAAUUUAAACAACAAUUGCUGUUCUGCAGAGGUGUUUAAAGACAUUGCAGGUAUACAUAGAGAGAGAGGUGCUGUAGUUUUCCACGUCAGCUAUGAGAAUUGGCUUGGUUCUGUACGAGGGUCGCUACAGAUUUCGUUGUCUGCCAAUUUCGUCACAGGUAUGGAAAUGUGCACUGGAGAUUUGGUGCUUGUUCCACCUGGCUGCUGAUGCUGCUGCUGCUGUUGUUGUCCAGUGUUGUAGUAAAGUGUUGCUGUAUUGAGGGCUGCACUCAUGGAAGACACUUAACUUGGCAGUGAUUGGAGAACGACUGACGGUGGUACUUGCCCCACCCCUUGUUUUGGUUUAACUUAUUUGAGCAAUUCCUUUUAAUGACGUGGUGUUACAAAUGAUGACUCGAUGUGAAAGCCAAGACUUUGUUCGUGUCGGAUUUUAGCUUUCGAAUUGGUCGCAAAGAGACUUUGCACGCAAUUUCAGUCCCGCAAUGACAACUUUAUAAAAGGAAUGGGGACAAAUUUAGAUUAGGAACGGAGGGGAUGAUUCAAACGACAACAUUGCGAACCUGUCGGUGACACUUACAUUUCAAUGCCCGAAUAGUACCACAGUUAGUGAUGCUUGCACACAAACAUUCACACCACCCAUGCAUGUCGUGUGUGCAUCUUGAAGUUAAACCGAGCCACUUUAGUACAUACAGUUUUGUUUUGGGCUCGCAACGUUUUUGUUUGUUAAACUUUGUUGCUUAUGUUUUGCAACAAACCUGUGCACACUAUUAGCCAAUGAGUGCAUUGAUGUAACUAAUUAGAAAAGCUAUGUUAGGCCUGGACCUCACCUCUCUUAUCUCGAUAACCCCAACCUUAACAACCCACUCAAUCUUGGCAAGGGAACAGGAUGAGAAAUUGCAGCCGACAUGCGUUAUGAAAACUCAAUUGUUUGCAGUUGUGGAACAAAAAACAUUAAAUUUAACUUACCAUGUAUUAUUUGCAUCGUCGCGUGUAUUGGUUGACUUGCUAAAGAUCGAUGAAGGUAGCUUUCAUUUUGACUUUCAUUAUGAAGUAUUAGCAGAGCCUUUCCACUGAAUUUGCAGCCCGAUUCCGUUUGUUGGACUGGCAUUGGCCCUUGACAUAAAUUUCAAAUCUGUUUGAUCCCAAAAUCGGUGUCAGCAUUGUGUCGUAUGCCAUGUAGAUAUAUUUAGAACUUAUUUUAAUCUUGACACACUUCUCAUCCAAAUCAACAUUACUUUAACGGUGCUCCAGUCCUGUGUGAAAUGGAGCAACAUGGAUAUAAUUCCUUUUGAAAGUGAUGUUAUUCCAUAAGUUGUUGCAUCAUUUAACUUUGCCAUUAUGGAUUCAUUUAUAAACUGAGAAUACCAAAUAUCAGAUUGUAGAGUCUAUCCAUGUCAGAACAUUUUGAUUACAAAUUUCGAUUGGGCUCCAGUUGGCUCCUUACCCAUUUGCGAGUCUGUUGUUGUUAAAUCAAGGGGAGUAAUGUGCAUAAAUUACUGAUCCCCAUCUCCCCCCACUUGUGUGUCAGAGCCAUGAGACACAUGAACAUCUUUCCUAAGCCACAUUUGUUAGUGAACAUUCUUAUUGUGUUCCAGGAAAGGACCCCAGACGAUACCAAAACGACUUGCCAAGUCACAUCGGUGGGCUUCUGUUGUGCAACUUUGGACAUUAUUCUUUGAUGUCGUGACUACCUAUAUUGAAAAAUAUAGCAGGCAUUCGGCAUGUGGUGAACCACUCUUUAUAAAGGAUAAAAGAAAACCCAUGCCGAGUCGUGCUCAACUUUCUUAGUCUAUGGUAGGGAGACCAGCAAAGUGUUUUUGAAAUUGGGUGUCCUAAUCACAUUUUUAUUUCGUAAUGCCGCUAUUGAAAAAUGCAGCGCGUUUAAGUUGUUUGGCCAAAAAUGUUCAAUGUCAGCUAUUCAAUAAGAGCAACCUGACCUGAUUUUAGAUGUUAUCAUGUAAUGUUUACGUAUCUAAAUUGCAACGCCGGACAGUGUUACAACAUCAGAGCUCUUGCUUUCAGAUGCUCUUUUUCGUUCAUUUAUUAAAAUAUAGGUGUAACAGAGGGUAUUUUAAUUUUUGAAAAGGGGAUAUUCCACAGGGAUAUUUACUAGGCUGGAAAAAAUACUCUGGUGCAAACCUGGCUCAAGAGCAACCAAACUUAGCAUUGUUUAGUGAUGUUUUUCCUCAGAAUUCACGAGACAAUCUUGUAAAUCAGCAAUAAUGAAAACUUGGAAAAGAUUAGCAGCUUAUGCCAAAUGUGCACAGUGCUGUUCUUUAUUUCAGUUUUAAAUUCGAUUAAUUCAGAAAAUCAAUUUAUCGUUUGUAAAAGCUAUGAAAAGUGUCAAGUUGUCCUUAAUUGGCACUGCUAAUCUCCGUGUAUAGCACAGAGUCAGUGGUGUAUACUGUAUUGCAAAUUCCUAUGGCAGGGAUCAGUCGAUACGAAUACGACUUGACUUCACCCAAAGUGGGGUACACAUUCUAGCAACCCCAGUGAGGCGGUAAGAAUAAAACCGAGUUAACUCCAGACUGAGAUUCGAACUCGUAAACUUGGAACUGUAAAGUGGUGUCGUCGUCGUCCACGUUUCACCGUUUUAUCGUCUUGCUUUAAUUCCUGAUUUGCUGACACUGUUUCGUGGAUCCGGUGUGCGUGCUAGUAUCGAGACAAUGCUGGGGUACGGACCUCUUUGGUAGUCCCAGGAGGGACAGGUGGAACUUACCUGGCUGUGGUCACAAACCAGAACAAUUUCAAGAUGCAGGCAAAAAAUUAAACGACACCACUGAAAUUACCUCCCCGUUUGCUUUCCAAGGUCAUGCCCAGAUGAGUUUUGUAACCAAAUCUCCCAUGCUUAUGGAACCAACUGGGAGGUGUAAAACAAUACCAGUGAUGCAAGUAACACCCAUGGUGGGAAACCGAUAUCCAUUUUCAAAACUAUAUGAUGGAUCCCUAUCGAAUAUGAUUGUGCAGUCACAAGCCCAAAUCCCAGUUUAACAUUAGUAUAAAUAAAUGUUUAGUCAAUGUUUUGUGUGUGUGUGUCGGUAGGUAUUGGACGAGCUUGUUAAUGUAAACUUUUAACGAUGACCGUGUGCGUGUGGCUGCCUGUCGCAGUCUGCUGAAUGCACCUACUUGAGCUGCUAAGCCGUGGGGCUUAGCUGUGGCCCUGUCUCGGCGUGCUCGUUUCGUUAGGUUGCUGAAUAAAUUGUCUCAAUUUGUACACCUCAGCGUGUAAACGCCACUGCCCUCUUAAGACAUCCGGUUUGGGUUUCAUGUCGAAAGUGAGCAACGGAGGUCCUCUGGACCUUGUCCGCCUCUAAGCCGAGGUGUCGGAGCCCUCGUCAGUAACGAUGAAGUGAAGGUAUGCUUCUACUGUGUAUAUAGCGUGUAGCGUGCGCAGCGCUGAGACGCUCGUAGGACGUCAAGGAUGUUAGCUGAAAUAUAAACGUGUACCCCGAUAUGCUCAACGUUAUUUAUUUUAAACACUUUUUUUAAAACUGACCACUGCCGUGUGCUCGUUAAGAGUGUGCUUGUUACGAGCACACUCGACUAGUUUCUCGAACACCACAAUUAAGAGUCCUUGUCAAGGAAACUCACAUGGGCGUCUUGGCUCUGACACCCCUCAUGUUUUUUUUUCCCGAUGAAAGAUGUAGCAUGGAAUUUAAAAUGUGCUUGCCAAUGGGCGGAUAGUCCUGGGAGAUACCCGCAAAUGUCGUAUGCAAACGCUGGCAUGUAAUGAUUGGGUUCGAAUAAAAAUCUAUUCUUACACUUACAAUCUCUAUAUCGAGUUGUACACUUACAAUUUGUUCUGGCACUGCCAGUGAAGUGAACAAAACUAUACAAACAAGAAAGAAAAAAACGUUUAAAAAAACCAAUGCGAAUAACAUGAAAACAAUACAAAACAUCAAUUAUUGAAUGACAUCGCCAUCCUAAAUUUGUAACAAUUGAAUCAGGCACAGGGUGGAAAUGUGAAUUGUUACAUGCCUAUGUAAUACCCACCACACAAAUAUAGAUUGCGAUUCUGGAAUUGUUUUUGCUAUAAUACCCUUAUCAAUACUGCUGUUUAACAUUGCCGGGUAAUUCCAGUAUUGCAAUACAUGGGGAUUGGUUGUAUCACAAGAUAUUGCCCAAUGUAGGCAAUAGUUGCUAUUGUGCUAUACAGAGGUGUUGCUUGGUACCAUAUUCAUUAUGUAUUCAUCUGGAUUGUCAUUGUAAAAGCAACAUUUGCUGGGAAUUGUGCAUAUGAUAGAAUGUACGUUUACCUCUGCACAAGAACAUUUCAAGUGAGCCUGUAAGUACUGUGGAUCGAUGUGGCUGAGUUCAUUUGCAAAUACCUGUAAUGCAGUGGCUUAGGCGUUGGUGAAUCAUGCAGAAAUGGAGCAAUAAUGUGUGCUUGGCUCCUGCCUGCAGGACAUUAGGUGCAAUGAAGCAAGUAGGUUUCUGGCUCAUGUACGUGACAAUUGGAGUGUUACCCCAGUAUGUGCAUACAUUUUCUUUGGGCACUACAUUUUCCUCCCACACGAAGCAAGAAUACAGUGCUGGCGAAAUGCACGAACAAGCGGACAUCUCCAUGUCCGUCUUCAACCUUUUAAAUCUAUAUUAUGACAGCGGCCCAGAAACAUGCAUUGACAUUAAGACGUUGGCAAUGUCCAUGCCAUGUCGCAUUAACACUGGUUCAUAGGGUCAUGUGUUGUAAUCUAUGUAACAAGAAAACAAUGAACCUUGUUAAAUUAAGUUGCAUGUUGGGGAAUCCCAGCCCUUUGGAAUCUGAUGGCAUGUUACCAAGGGUAGCCUGUAUGGAAUCCAAUAGCAUUUAGCCAGGCCUAGGUGUAUGCAAUCCGAUUGCAUGUAAACAAGGAUAACCAUGUGGACUCCGUCAUCAUGCCCUCAACAAAUGCAGCUGCAACUCAAUAUGAAUUGUAGCAAGAGUGUAGCUGCUGAGCAUAAUAACAUGGGAUCAGAUACAAUGGGGUAUUUUUAUUGUUGAUUUUAGUAAAUGCUACUUAUUUGCAUCACAUUUUGCGAAGGUUCUCCUGCUUCAGUCCGUGUAUAAACUGAGACUUGACCAGACUACAUUCGCGGUAUUGUGUAACACAUAUUCACCUACUGGAAAAAAUGCUGAAAUGUACAUUGUAAUUAUAUUUAAAGUUCUUAGUAGCCAGUAUGAAACGUAUGACCGUACCAUGUUAAGACGUAAUCUUUAAAGUAUUGUAUCUAUACAGGUAGAGUUGUAAUUGGAAUAGUUGAAAUAAAACCAGUUUAAUAACC
Molecule: messenger RNA, 12824 nt
Organism: Lethenteron reissneri (Far Eastern brook lamprey)
Lineage: Eukaryota; Metazoa; Chordata; Hyperoartia; Petromyzontiformes; Petromyzontidae
Product: zinc finger protein 595-like
Source: RefSeq, a predicted model, not a curated record